AUGCGCGCCUCUAUCUUCGUCUCCGCUGUUGCUUUCGCCGUUGCAUCGGCCCAGGACUCAUCCUCCGCUCCCUCAUCCUCCAUCGACCCGGCCCCCCAGACUACCUACCUCACCCAGACCAACUCUCUCGGUGUCGUAACUGGCAUGCCCGCGGCUGACACUUCCAUCGCUACUCAGCCUGACGCUGUCACCAGCCAGCCCGCUGCUGUCACUACUCAACCAGUACCUGCUGACAUCCCUGCCGUUGGCCCUGGUGUCCACACCCUCACUCUUGCUGGAACCGGCACCGGCUCCAUGGUUAACUCCACCCGCACUGUCACCGUCAGCGCCAACAACAGCACUACCGUCGCUCUUGUUGCCUCGCCUACCAACUCUGACGCCGACGCUACUGGCUCCGGCGCAUCUCGCAGCGGUGCUGAUGCCACUGGCUCUGACGCUUCUGGUACUGCUACUGGCUCUGGCUCUGGUGCUGACGCCACCGGUGCUGCCGUCAACGUCAAGGCUGCCGCUGGUAGCCUUGUCGGUUUCGGUGCCUUCAUGGCUGCGUUCUUGUAA
Molecule: messenger RNA, 555 nt
Organism: Alternaria postmessia
Lineage: Eukaryota; Fungi; Ascomycota; Dothideomycetes; Pleosporales; Pleosporaceae
Exons: 2
Coding region: 1-555 (184 amino acids)
Source: RefSeq, a predicted model, not a curated record